Tachyglossus aculeatus (Australian echidna) is the source of this 3956-nucleotide messenger RNA. It is a transcript of the gene BPGM, whose product is annotated as bisphosphoglycerate mutase. Gene Ontology annotation, biological process: glycolytic process. The coding region runs from base 135 to 914 and encodes 259 amino acids. NCBI's taxonomy places the organism in Eukaryota, Metazoa, Chordata, Mammalia, Monotremata, Tachyglossidae. The record is from RefSeq and is a predicted model, not a curated record. Gene Ontology annotation, molecular function: intramolecular phosphotransferase activity. The transcript has 3 exons.
CGCCGGGCGCUGAGGGAGGGGGCUCCGCCGCGACGCGCCGCGGGGACCGACCCCCUUUCCCCGGCAGAUGCUUCGUCGCUGAUAAAUUUCACCAGUCCCAUCUGAGCUCUCCAGGGAGCCCGUCACCGUUCGACAUGUCCAAGUACAAACUGGUUAUGCUAAGGCAUGGGGAAGGAGCUUGGAAUAAGGAGAAUCGCUUUUGCAGCUGGGUGGAUCAGAAGCUCAACAGCGACGGCGUGAAGGAGGCCCAGAACUGUGGGAAACAGCUCAGAGCCCUGAACUUUGAGUUCGACCUGGUGUUUACCUCAGUCCUCAACCGGUCCAUCCACACGGCCUGGCUGGUGUUGGAGGAAAUGGGGCAAGAAUGGGUCCCCGUGGAGAGCUCGUGGCGGCUGAAUGAGCGCCACUACGGGGCCCUCAUCGGCCUCAACAGGGAGAAGAUGGCACUGAACCACGGCGAGGAGCAGGUGAGGAUCUGGAGAAGAAGCUACGACGUGACCCCGCCGCCCAUCGACGAAUCCCACCCGUACUAUCACGAGAUCUACAACGACCGCCGCUAUAAGUGCUGUGACGUGUCGGUGGAUAAACUGCCCCGCUCCGAAAGCCUCAAGGAGGUGUUGGAUAGACUCCUGCCCUAUUGGACUGAGAGGAUCGCACCGGCGCUGAAAAGCGGCAAAACCAUUCUCAUCUCCGCCCAUGGGAACAGCAGCAGGGCACUGCUGAAGCAUCUGGAAGGCAUCCCAGAUGACGACAUCAUCAACCUGACUCUUCCUACCGGCGUACCCAUUCUCCUGGAACUGGACGAAAACCUGCGUGCCAUCGGCCCUCACCAGUUCCUGGGCGACCAAGAGGCCAUCCAGGCGGCCAUAAAGAAAGUAGAAGAUCAGGGGAAGGUUAAACGAGCGGAAAAAUAAAUCACAUACACACACACAUACACAAACACACAAACCCUGGGCGUGGAGUGCUUUGGAAGUGCUGAAUCUCUUACGAACUUGCAGUUGCUUAAAAGUGAAUCCAGUAUUGAAGUUAGAGAGCCCCCACAUAGAGCGUAGAUCCUCUUACGGGGCCCCAGCCUCUUCUCUCAGCAGAGGUGUUUUCAGAGUUGGAAGUUGAAGUGUGAAUCUAUUUAUAGCAUUUGCCUGCUUAGUUCCUACGUGAUCUGUCACCCAGCUGGUCACCACCACGGGAGCCCAACUGUUAAAUCAGGAACUGAGAGAGGAGGACAGUGGUGGUUGGAGGGGCUGGGGAUGUCCACAGGCCAAAGAUGAGGUGUUUUGGCCGAGUAGGAAGAGGAAAGUUUGUAUUUUGCCUUGUUGAGUUAUUGUUAAAUUUUCACAACUAUUAAAUGCUGGCCCCGAUUGCACUAAGCGGUAUUAUUAGAUAAUGCACUAGUCUUAAAAUCAUUUUUCUUGUCAGGUUUCUUUUCUCCCUUAAAGGGUAUUCUGGUGGUAUUUAAGACCAAUGGUAUUCUGAAGGAAGAGGUCUAAAGUUGUCUGUGUUUUUCCCCAAAAUAAUGCCCCCUGGUUUGAAGUGGAUUCAGCCCCAAAGUGUUUGCUUUCAUUUUUCAUUUGGCAUUAAUUCUCUGUGGCCUCUCUAGUGAUCAGAGCAUAGAGAAAGGGAGUUUUUCAGGUUGUGAAAUUAUUUUCUAAUCUUAAAAGGAUCAUUCUUUGACUUCAGAUACCUCCUUGAUUGUAAAUAAAGAGGUCUAGCAUGCUAGGUGGACACAGAUUAGGUUAGGAAUAACUUGGGUUUGGAAAUUACAGGCCAUAGGUCCAUCUUUUUUUUUUCUUUCCCUUUUAUGUACAUAGAAGUGUAUAUACAGUUGGAGCUCCAAAAGUUGUAAAAGGGGCCAAGUGAUGAUUAAUGGGUCCUUCCAUGCACACAUUCAAGGACCGUAAUUGUGCUCAGACUCCCAUUCUCCUUACUUAGGGUUAAGCUCAACAUUCUUGGCUAGUGUUGCAAGGAUAUUUUUGAGAUCCAGACACCUGUUUUUUUUAACAGAAUGUUUAAAAGUCUCUUUGGACAUUGGGCACGUAGUCUCCACCAUAAAAGGCCAAGGCAAAGGUGCUUUCUCUAAGUGUUCUUGAGGGAAGAAAAAUAUUGUCACCCAUCUUCAGGGGACAAGUUUUUCCAUCUGUGCUUGCAGGUUCUCAGACAACCUAUUUUUCCAGAAUUUUCCAUAUUGUGGUGCAAGUCCAUUUCCCAGAAGCAUGUAAUUGACUUCUCAGAUUUUUGAAAGUGUCUUUGAGCUGUAAGCUUGCAGUCAAACCUGGCGGCUUCUCGAUCUUCUAGUGGUUGGGAAGCCGGGAUUUCUUGGGGGGCACCUUUGUGAUUACCAGAGGAGGUAGCACUUUGGGAUAAAAGGCAUUUCAAGAGCAGCAUCCCCUUGGGGAUGGAGCAAUAAAUACGAUUGAAUGAGUGGAGACUUCAGAGUUUUCCAAAACCAGUCCAAUCUGUUUCCAGAUUCUCAAAAGAAUGGGUGUGUUUUGACACACUUGACUCUUAUGAGUGCUAAUGAAACUCACUAUGCAAAACCUGUGAUUCUCCCAAAUCAAUUUCCAAGAGUAUACAUGUGCCAAAUUAUAUAUGUGUGUUACCUUUUAUGGUAGUUCCUUUUAGUUUUGUGUAAAAAAAAAAUCAAGCAGUCACAGACGCCUUUGGAAGACAAGCAACACUCAAUUCCUAGAUCUCGGAGGAAUCGGAUCCCUAACAGGGGGUUCUUGGUCUCCUAAACACCAGCUGUACUGAGAGACAACAAUGAGAAUUCUCCAAUCAGCACCUGGGAGUUGUAAGCAUAAAGGCAGCUCCUCUACAUGCUGGAGAAUCCUAGAGAAUCCCUGAAUAACGACCAGGUAGGGUCUCGUGCAUUGCUAGCCUUUUGCAAAAGAGACUCUGUCAAAAUAGAAGGCUCCUCUCUCCGCACUUAUCCCAACUGGAAUAUUUUAAUGUGGCUUUUGAGCCUCUAAGCCUCUCCAUUAGCCUUUGUGUGGCAGGGCAGGGGGCAGCAGGUCGUCUCAGGUAGUGGAGUGUGAGAGGAAAUUAAUAUCUGUAAAUCGCAAUUAUCUCCUGUCUCUUAUGACCCCUUUCUGUCAUCUCAGGUUGUGAUCAGCUCAGGUAGAGCUGUCGUUGCCUAAUACUUGCACUCUAUUUUCAGAGCAACCAAGUUCACUACUAGAUUCCUAAGCGUGCUUCCCCUUAAGGGCACUACGUGUGUUUUGUAUUUUUAAACUAUUAAAAAUUGUUUCGUCUCCUAUUCAAGCCUUUAGAGGAUCGGCGACGGUUUUUUCAGAACAAAUCCGUUUUGUGCCGUUCCAGGCAGCUGCCCAGAAGCCACUUCUCUUUUUCCUUCUAGGUGGCUUUGCUAGUUUGGGAGCCCAAGAGACAAGAUACUGGAAAAUCGGAAAUUAAUUGGUUGUUCUUUCUGGUUUUUUUUUUUUUUAACCUCAAUCUUGUGAAGUUGUAUCGUUCUCUUAUUUUCUUUUACUUCCAUGCUGGUGUUUUCGGUGAAAAGAAACUUUGUCGGGGAGAAGGAACCAAGGAAGAAGAGUUAAUAGUAGGCAGAAUAGAAUUACCACCAGCAGUGGAAUUUGGAGGUACAUUUCUUUCUUAUGCUUAGAAGCAGCUGUUUAGGUGUGUUUUUGUACCUCUGGAUAAGGGGCCAAAGGUUUUGGGGAUUAUGAAGCGGAAGCUCUUGGGAGAUUCCCCUCCCUGCCACUCAAAGCUUUCAAAUGGCCCUAAAGAGACAUAUGCAACCCAUUAUGAUCUCUCAUGUGAGCAGAGCAGGAAGGCAUUUGCAUUUAGCACUAUAGUAGAUGGGGUUAAUGUCUGUUCUUGCAAAACAAAACCUCUUUUUUUUUCCUCUUUGGCUUCUGCUGACCUUGGGAUAAUAUGUGUUAUUGGAUUAGCUUUUGCGUAUUAAGAAACAAAACCAAACAAUAAUAAAAAAAACACCUCAA